AGGGUCGAAUCGAUUGUUUCCCGACGAGAGCAGUAUAGCAGCACGCAAGCUUAGACGUAGUAUAUAUAUAUAUAUAUAUAUAUAUAUAUAGCUUAUCGUUAAGCUCGCGUAGGUGGAGCAAUGUCAAUCCGGCGAUAAAAUUAAUUUAUGGUGUGCGACACACUCGAACAACGUUAAUCGCUGGGCUCUCGCACCUAUACCGAUAUCCGAGUGCGGUAUAAUACUCGCGGCGUGGGAAGUUCGACUCGCGAGUUCGAAUAACGUCCCGGCAUUGAUUUUUAACUCGUUCCAUAUCCUUACACGACUUAUCUAUAAUUAAACUAGAGAUUCGCCUGGAGGCGGUAUAGCAGGCAUUUUUCCAGUCGUGCUCUCGCAUCUUGAACCGAUCAAGCGGUACGUUUGAAGCAGUUGCACAAAUGUAUUCCGAAUCAUGAAAUGGACUUGCUCCCGAUGAAAAUGCAUGCCCGCGAUUUUUUCGAUAACUAUCGAGUGUGGUAUAGAAAGCUCUGAAAUUCGCGCGGUCGUUGUUACGAGAGCAGUAGGAUAAUCGAUAUCUAUCGAUUUCGAGCUGCGCUGGAAUGCAGCGUUAUUCGCUAAAUGCUUUAUUAUUUACGCGAGCGCGAUAUGCAGCUGUAAUCAUAUCGCCAUCGAGCUUUCGCGCUCCGUUAAAAUUUCAAGCUCGUUUUAAAUUAAGGGCGCCUGCAUCUUCUUUUUUUUUCUUUUUAUUUCGAAACUUUGGCUGUUAACAAUUUUACAAUCUUCGGAGUUUGACAAAGUUGGUCGUUAAUUUCUUCAGCGAAGUUUCAUUAACCAAGCGCCCCCUGCAAGUUCAAUAAUUGAACUCGCGACCGUAUAUGCGCGGUCGUUAAUAUUUAAAUCGCUAGUAAAAACAGAUAGGUAUACGCGGAUUAAUAGAGCCGAAUGAAUUUGAAUUGGAGUCGCUAUUGUAUACUUUGCGCGGCGCGAAAAAAAAAAGAAGUCGAGGGAAAAUUAAAUCGGUAUCAUGUUAUGUGACCGCGAGAACUAUGCUUAUAAGAAUAUGCACCGAAAAGGAUAGGAAAAAAUAAAGAGAGAGAAUAGAGCGAGAUGAUCCACUGACCUACAUUUCACGUCGGCUCCUCGCAUGUACGUGUGUACGCUCGCAUAUAGAUAUAGUCGCGCACGUAGGGCUGCAAGUAUACAGAUUUAGGACAGGCAUCCGUCCAAUCGAUUGGACACAGCGAGAGAGAGAGAGAGAGAGAGCUAUACCUUUUCUAGACGCGUCCGUGGGUGCGCAGACACGCGCGAGAUGUUUUUUCGCUCGCAGCUCUUCUUCGUUUUCGCAAUUUCUUUUUCCUCCGCGCAGCUAUCCCGCUAUGGUAAUUUUAGAGCCGUUUGACGAUAAGCAUCGAGGAAUUCCACUUCAAAACACUCGGCCUAUAAACUUGUACGAGAGCCAGAGCUCCGCCGUACACUGCACAUAUAUAUCUAUAAACAGCGGAUCGAAAAUGAAUUUAAAUUCUUCGCAACUCGCGGGCUGCGCGAUAGGAUUAACAAAAACGCGCGCGCGCGCGCGCAUCCCGAUGUCAAUCGAAAUGCAAAUUCGGCCGGCGAAAGAUUUUUUUUAUUCGAAACGCCGUGUCCAAUCAAUUAGCUCGGCGGAUGUUGAUCGGUAAGCCAACGCGAUACAGGGAGACAAGUUCGAGCCUUCUGACCGCCGCCUCGCGGUUUACCACCGACGGUAAGGCAGGAAUCGCGCUCGCGCGUGAUUUCCCUCUAUACCGGCAUCUUGGGCGCUCUCGAUCGCAACAGUUGGGAAUCGGCUGGGUAAAUUGAAGCUUUUUAUACCCGAUUGCAGCGCUGAGCGCUCGUCGUAUCGCGUUUCAAAGUAUAUAGAGUGCAUCGUUCCGUGAAAUUUUGGCUUGAAUGAGAGAUUUGUGCGAUUUUUCGUUGACAUAAAGCUCCUUUAAUUUUUCGAGCCCCCGUGUACAUUUUCAAACCGGUGGAAUACGUAAUGGUAACAGCGCCAUGCUUUUAAUAGUCGAGAGCACGGCUCGUCAAUAUUUGGAAAUGCCAAUUUUUCGCCGCUUGAUUUACGCUAUAAACUAUUAACGAGGCUCGACUGGUGUCAGCUCAAGCCACAAUGGGGGUCAAAAGGUGAGAGGGUAGACGACCUGGUUUUCGCCGUUACAAGGAAUCUCUGAACUAUAAAAGGUUUAGCGCAGCUGUAUACGCUAUGUACGCACGCGCGUGUUAUAUCGUAAUUUCUUUUUCAACUUUUCACGGUACGCCGUAUUCUCAAGCGGAAAAUAAUUCAGCGACUCUGCGGUCCGGCUUGAGAGAAUUUCUCAUAUGCAACAAAUAUAUUGCCGUAUAUUUCUAAUGCGAACACGACCUAUUACACUUGCAACUGCCAGGCCAUUUCAUAAUCAGUUUUAAUCCCCGUUUUAUCGCUCGUACGGCUCCUGACUAAAUCACGAGGUACGAGAUCAAUGGCUGGUGGUUAAACAUUAACGGCUGCGCGAGCUUCAUUGCCAAAUAUCUCGAGCAAGUAUACCAUAUUCUCUCUUCACUUUGACAAUGAAAUUGAUGAAAUUUCAAAUGCAAAUCGAAGGAAAUAAACAAGAAAAUAUAACGUGACUUAUCGCGGCUCUGUCGACAAUGCUACGAAAUUCCUGCGAGUCUGUAGAUCGAGCCUUGCAAGAAAGAGACGUCAUGUUUCCGCGCGUAAGAAAGUUAAUUACAUUUCCCCCGUGCGGCGAUACUUUUUGAGUUUGGAAAAGUCCGAGGCAAUUAGCGGAAUUCCGUCAGGAAUAAGCGACGUUCCUCGCUUGUUUAUCGCUUUUUACACUAAGUUUCGCCCGCGAGUAUAAGCGCGUGCUGGACGUUUCCGCGAAAAAUCAGUGUUCUCCGUGCGAUAUUCAGGGUCAUCAAACGGGACGACGGCGUCGAUCCACGGAAGCCCGGUACUCUAACGAAAUCUCUCUCGUCGCGGCUACAUCGAUCGCGGCGGCAAAAGUGUUGGGCAAUUUUCGGCGCUGCAGGAGUUAGGUCAGCCCCCCCGUGUGUGUGUGUGUAAAAACCCCUCCCGCGCAUCCGGCGAGAAUCCAGGCUUGAAUCGGCCGCAUGAUCUCUGGUUGGCCCCUGCGUGUAUCCUGCAGGUGUAUCGCAGACAUAUAGCUGCUGCUGCUGUGCCACCCCUACCUUGCUAAAAGGCUAAAAGGCGGCGUCAGGUAUGUACAGGGGGUCGGGCGCGCAGUCGAGAGCACAGAUAUAGACUGUCCCCUCUUCUCUCCGACUCGCAGUGUUUCCAGCGCCCCACCAGCUGCGGAUGCGGCGGGGGCGUGCAGCAGCACAGCGAGCGUUCUCCAGAUCGCCGCGAGUUCCUGCUCAGGCAGUCCUGCGGCCGGCGCCCGGCAGUAGACAGGCAGCACUGCCUGUCGCGCUCUCUCUCUCUCCCUCUCGAUAUCGCACCGCUCUUCGUCCAUCCCCACCAUCGUCCAGGAGGCAGUGGAAGAAGAAGAAGAAGAAGAAGAAGAAGAAGAGAGAGAGGAAAGGAGCUAACGCGUGCGACGAGAGACUUUUUCUAUACAAACCCGUCUCAGCCCGGCUGAUCGCAGCAAGCAGUCCGUCGUCGACAUUCGGUCGAUCCUCACGCGCGCGCUCUUUCUCCGUCCGUCUCAGUGUCUCAGUGAUCGCACGAGUCCGCGGUGCAGUUGCCCCCUUGUGUGCAGCAAGAGGCUUCACGAGAGCAUAAACGUCGCCUGCGACCGGUCACCGGCGCUGCGACUCUCAAUUACUAUAGGGAGGGCGAAGGAGGCGGCGGUGGGGGCGGCGGGGGUGGCCGAGGUGGCUCGGGGGGAGCUGCUGCUGGCGUCGGCGCCGGCGGAGGAGGAGGAGGAGGAGGAGGGGGAGGGCCAGGAGGGAGACGGGCGCCGAGUCUGAGGCUGGUGAACGGACGCACGACCACCGGCGUUGGGCUGCACACGAGCAGCACCGAGUCCAUACGCUCGCCCCAUCAUCAUCUCGGAGCGCAACACUCGACGGCCAACAACAGCGUGAGCAACGGCGCCCACAUCUAUCACCACGUCGGCAUCAAUCCGCCCAGCGUCAACCACAACAACAACAAUCAUCCCCGAUUGAACAAGGAUGACAGCAUCAAGAUCAGCAUCGAGAACACCAACACCUGCACGGACAGCCUCGUCACCGCGCUAGACGACGAGACUCUUCUCAUUACCGAUUUCCUCGGCGAUACAGGCAACGAGAUGAAUUACAAGGGGAGCGGCAAAGUCCAUUUCGGAGUGGACGAUGUCUCCCUCUACGGGACUCCGAAGGAGGAGCUGGGCCCGGGCCUGCCGGGCCAGGAAGUCAAGCAGAGCUUCAUCAAGAACCAACUGCAGGCCCUGUUCCAGCCGACGGACAAUAAGCUGGCCAUGAAGCUCUUCGGCAGUAAGAAGGCGCUCAUGAAGGAGCGGAUCAGGCAAAAGGCCGCGGGUCACUGGGUCAUCCAUCCUUGCUCCAGUUUUCGGUUUUAUUGGGACUUGUGCAUGCUUCUUCUUCUGGUGGCCAACCUAAUCAUUCUACCGGUCGCUAUUAGUUUUUUCAACGACGAUUUGAGCACACGGUGGAUAGCCUUCAACUGCCUUUCCGAUACAAUAUUUCUUAUAGACCUCGUAGUCAACUUUAGGACCGGCAUCAUGCAGCAGGACAACGCUGAGCAAGUGAUAUUAGAUCCAAAGUUAAUCGCAAAACACUACCUCAGGACAUGGUUUUUUCUCGACCUCAUCUCCUCCAUACCGUUAGAUUAUAUUUUCCUCAUAUUCAAUCAAUUUCAGGAUUUCAGCGAGUCCUUCCAGAUUUUGCAUGCUGGUCGUGCCCUCAGGAUUCUCAGGCUAGCGAAACUCCUGUCGCUCGUUAGGUUACUUCGAUUAUCGAGACUCGUACGUUAUGUCUCGCAAUGGGAAGAGGUCUAUAUCCCCCUUUACCAACAGCCGGAGAGGCACUACGAGCGUCGGGCUACACCGCCCCAACCAGAUCGAACCAGCAAGGUGUGCCUUCCUGCCAAUACGCUAAAACCCACAAGCAAUAACCGGAGGCCCGCUAAUACGGCCCCUCGCACUUUUGCUCUCUUGAAUAUGACAAGCAUAUUGCAGAACCUACAAAAAAAACGCACUGAGCGGAGGGGGCGCCUAAGCUCUGACAAUAUGAAUAAAAAGAAGUCUGGUUUCAGCAAAAGCGACCUUAUUUUUAAGUUCCUGAACAUGGCGUCGGUGUUCAUGCGGAUAUUUAACCUGAUAUGUAUGAUGCUCCUGAUCGGUCACUGGAGCGGCUGCUUGCAAUUUCUCGUACCGAUGCUGCAGGGCUUUCCUAGUAACUCGUGGGUGGCCAUUAACGAGUUACAAGACUCCUUCUGGCUGGAGCAGUAUUCGUGGGCUCUUUUUAAGGCGAUGUCCCACAUGCUGUGCAUAGGAUACGGGAGAUUCCCGCCGCAAUCACUGACUGACAUGUGGCUGACGAUGCUGAGUAUGAUCAGUGGUGCCACGUGCUACGCUCUCUUCCUUGGCCAUGCGACGAAUCUCAUCCAGUCUCUCGAUUCCUCCAGGAGACAAUAUCGCGAGAAGGUUAAACAAGUGGAGGAAUACAUGGCCUACCGUAAACUACCGAGAGAAAUGCGACAGAGAAUAACCGAAUACUUCGAACACCGCUACCAGGGCAAGUUCUUCGACGAGGAGCUCAUUCUCGGCGAGCUCUCGGAGAAGCUGAGAGAGGACGUCAUCAACUACAACUGCAGAUCGCUCGUGGCGUCGGUGCCCUUCUUCGCCAACGCCGAUUCGAAUUUCGUCUCGGACGUCGUGACGAAACUCCGCUACGAAGUCUUCCAACCGGGUGACAUUAUAAUAAAGGAGGGCACGAUCGGCUCGAAGAUGUACUUCAUCCAGGAGGGCAUAGUCGACAUCGUGAUGGCCAACGGCGAGGUGGCGACGUCCCUCUCGGACGGCUCGUACUUCGGCGAGAUCUGCCUGCUGACGAACGCGAGGCGCGUCGCCUCGGUUCGCGCCGAGACCUACUGCAAUCUCUUCAGCCUCUCGGUGGAUCACUUCAACGCGGUACUGGAUCAGUACCCCCUGAUGCGCCGUACCAUGGAGAGCGUUGCCGCCGAGAGGUAUAAGCUUUGGCUAAACAAAAUCGGCAAGAAUCCGAACUUGGUAGCGCACCGCGAAGAGGAUCUUGGCAGCGAAUCAAAAACGAUAAACGCUGUUGUGAACGCCCUGGCGGAGCAAGCGGCGCACGCCAGUGCCAGCGAGGAAUCGGUCCAUAGUAUGGAGCUCCGAUCGUUGCCGACGUGCCUCCUACCCAGGCCGAAGUCGGAGAACAACUUCGCCAGUCAGGAGCUGACGCGAGAGGGCCGUAGGGUAUUCCACAAGAGCGACACCUUCCACAAGGACUCGUAUCAAUGACGACACUCGUACUACUAGCCCGUGCAGCGGUACUAAAGCAUAGUCGCCGUCUGCUCUGAACUUCCUCGGCGACUACGUGAUUCACGGGAUUCCCACAAGUUUGCGCACAUGUCUCUCCCUUCGAUACGCGAUAUAUACAUAUAAGGGAAAUUAAACUACUAGAGUAAUGGUGCAGUAAAUGAUUUUUGCUAUGAUCGACACGUACACAUACCCACAUGCACACGAACAAAAGCCGCAGUUAUAGAGUCACACGAUUAUACAAGUAAAUAAAGGACGAGUAUACGUAGCUCUCUCUAUACAUAUAUCCAAAGCGACGAUUGACGAGGCGGCGAUGAUCGCAAGAGCAAACGAUGAGUGAUAUCAAAAAGUAAAUACGCACCGCCCUCACUCGGUCACGAUGCUUCAAUGCGACUACAUAAACGAAGAGGGAGAAGCGACAAACUGAUUCAACAGUACCCCCCGAGGGAGUCCCGUGAGUGUGCUCCUCCUGCGAAAUAAAGUGUCUCUUCUGUGUGGAAAAUCCAAUCCGAAGAUUUCUACGAAGAAUCAUCGAAAUCCAACUCUGAGGAGGAGUCUUUAGUACUGCUGGACUAAUAAUAAUUCAUGGGUAUAACGUACAAUGCCUAAGCUUUCGAAAGCUCUCCAUUGUUUGAACCCUGUAAAAAGUAACUCCGCCAAAAUGAAGAAGUGUGCGUUGUGAUGUUGCGCGAACGAAUUCUGUGUUCUUUUUCGAUCGUUAGUUCUUUGAAAACCAAACAAACUACAGAAAAUAAAAACACAUGUGCGACCAAAGUUAUCAAUUCGAUCAAGUGCAGAAAAGACGAGAGAGAGAGAGAGAGAGGAAGACUCUUCAUUCUUUUUCGAGAAAACAAAAUUGUACACACACACAGACACACACGAAUAUACUAACGUUCAUAUUAAAUAUAUGCGAAGAAGAGAGCAGAGGCCUACGAAACAAUUAAGAGAAGGUGUGAGUUCAUAUGUGUGCGUGGGUGUUAUUCGGUGGGUGGAUCAGAGAGCGUGGGUGCUGCGCGCGCGCGACGAUGCACGUGGGCGAUUCUACGGAUCGAGAAAAGGAUAUUAAACGAGGGAGAAAUAUUAUACGGUACGUUAUUAGAUACAGUUAGUGAGAAAACAAAUAAUUGACGCACGAUUUUAUAUUCACAAAACAUGCAUAUAAGUAUAUUAUAAUAAAAUUGAUGCUAUGACUAUAUAAAAAUGAGAUAAUUAUUGCAAAAUCGUUCGGUUCCGGCUUUGGCAAGGAUUAUUGCAGUAGCCGCUUUCGUUUAUGUUUCGCUGAGAGUACACUUGACGGAAUGAACAGCUGGUGCAAGUAAAAUAUUUGCCUGAAUUCUUUUCCUGAAAAUCUUCCGUUUGCAGGAUUUUUCAAAAGUUUAGACGAGUUCAGCCAGAACUUUUAUUCCCCGAGUGUAUAUCACAGACCUAUGUACAAAAAAAUGAAGCAACUCUUAAUAAGCUAAUAAAUCUUGCAAUACUCGAAAAAGAAAUGGCGAAUGAAUACCUACGAUCCUACAGAAGAAAGGUACUUUUAUGUGCUCAUAGUCGUCAGGUUAUUUGGUUUACAAUUGAUAUUUGUAAAUUUACCUUUUUCGAGAUUUCUAGAAUAUCGCGAUGAUUAUUAUAUGUUCAUAUACCUGAUUUCCAUUAACGUGAGAUUUGAAUAACUCGUUUGUUGGCAAAUUCUUUUCACUAAUGUAAGCAUCCUCUUAGAGUGAUAAAAUGAUAUUAUAGGUGGUACUAUUUACAUUAUUUUGUAAUGUGCAAAGAGAUUAUUGUACUGUCGAAGAAAUUUUGUAGCAAACUUUAGUAAAGAAAACGUACGAAUGUCAAUUGUGAACAUAAACUAGUUGAAUUUAAAGAAGUAAACGGUAUCCGAAAGACCGUCCUUAAUUAUAUCGGAGAAAAAUAUGAAUCUAUAGGCGCUGAUGAAACUAACAUAAAAACCGAUUGAAGAAGAAGCAAAUUUAGUUGAUGCAUGGGAGAGUGUAAUAUCGUAAUGACGCUAAAAGCCCAAAGACCGUGUUACCUUGUUGUGUGUUCUUUGGGCUUUCAAGAUGAAUAUGUGGGGGGCAAAAAUUGAGGGAUUUAAUAAAACCACAUUAAUGCCAAGCAUAGAAACGGAGUCUUUAUACAAGAUGAACGAUUGCUAUGUACUAUAAAACAGAAAUGAUAAAGCUAUAAAUACUAUAAAUACUAUAUAAAUAUAUAUAUGAUAAGUUAUUGUUAUUAUUAUGAUUGCAAUGAUUACCAAACAUUACUAUAUUAUUAGACAAAUUAUAAAUUUAUAAAUACGAUAUAUAUUAUAUAUUAAUGAAAGAGAAUAUGUAUAGUAGUAAACAAGGGCACGUUAUCGCUGAAUGAGCAUAUUAAAAGUUUAUCGUACAGAUCAUUGACAAGUUUUACUUUAAAGAUGCAUAUAAUCGCAACAUCCUGUAAUAAUAGAUUAGGAUUUCUUUGUCAAACGGGGUGCAAACGUGAGAAGCCAUUAAAAUUUCCCGCUUUGAUUUGAAUAGUAGUAAAAUGAAUAAAUAACAAUGCGAUAAGUGAAUAUAUGACUCGCACACCCCUUCAAUAUAUUACACAAUAAAGAAAUCUCUAUUGGAUGAGAAUAAAAUUAAACAAGUAUAAUGCUAUUAUAUGUAUCGACAAAAUAAAUUUGCAUAGUAUUUCUAUGCAAAUAUUAUUAUCACUGACAUGAUUUAAAAAUAAGGGAAAAUUCGGCGCUUGUCGUUCUUUUGGUAGAAAUGAGUUCAUCAAGAGAUGCGUAUUAUUGUUUACAUGCAGUCAUUUUUCUUUGCAAUAACAACAUCAUAUUCACUCUGUUGAGGAAAAAAAAAUGUUCAAAUGAAACGAAGAAAAGGGAAAAAGCACAAGAUUGUUUUUAUUAUUUAUAAUAUGCGGUGCAUUCAUAUCUUUACGAUAACAUAUAACUUGCAUAUAAUGUAAAUACGUCCUAUACGCGAUAAAAUUAUUGAGAUAUGAUCAUUUGCACACGUAAAUAAAAAUACAAUUAUACAUAUGUAACAUACACGAACACACGAAUGAGAAGAAAUAUAUAAUACUUAUUUAUUUCCUUUUUUUUCGUAAAAAAGUGAUAGCUCUUAUGCCUUCAUUUUUGCAUCCCUGCAUUCGCCUUGAAAUAUUUGACGGUAAGAGAAACACUGUUAACUAUUAAAUAACAGAAAAAAGUAUCGCAAAAACAUGCUACUACUAGUACUACUACUACUCUGCAACUACU
Nasonia vitripennis (jewel wasp) is the source of this 9696-nucleotide messenger RNA. It is a transcript of the gene Ih, whose product is annotated as potassium/sodium hyperpolarization-activated cyclic nucleotide-gated channel 2. Gene Ontology annotation, molecular function: voltage-gated potassium channel activity. NCBI's taxonomy places the organism in Eukaryota, Metazoa, Arthropoda, Insecta, Hymenoptera, Pteromalidae. The coding region runs from base 4245 to 6437 and encodes 730 amino acids. Gene Ontology annotation, biological process: potassium ion transport; transmembrane transport. The record is from RefSeq and is a predicted model, not a curated record. Gene Ontology annotation, cellular component: membrane. The transcript has 14 exons.